Messenger RNA from Anastrepha obliqua, 1554 nucleotides. RefSeq names its product glutaminyl-peptide cyclotransferase (gene isoQC). Bases 332 to 1375 code for a protein of 347 amino acids. Gene Ontology annotation, molecular function: glutaminyl-peptide cyclotransferase activity; zinc ion binding. Lineage: Eukaryota; Metazoa; Arthropoda; Insecta; Diptera; Tephritidae. The transcript has 2 exons. The record is from RefSeq and is a predicted model, not a curated record.
AAUAUAGUUGAUUAAUUUGUUUGUACGUUAGCUACGGUUUCUACUAUGUAGACGCGUAAAUUUAAGUUCGUGCAAGUAAUUUUGCCUGCAAUAACUGAUACACCAUCUGGUUAUAUAAAAAAAAUUGUAUUCCCAACCACGAAGUUCCAAUGAGAAAACCACCUGUUUAAAUGCAAAAAAUAAAAAGCUAUGAGAAUCACUUGUUGACUAUUUAUCAACACACCAGCACACAUACUUAAAUCAUACCUGCCAAUUCAACAGUUAAUUUGCUUCCGUGUCAUUGGCAAAACCACUUAAUGCGUUCUGAGCUGUGAAAAUAAUAAGUUGCAAUAUGUCGGUCUUAAAAUCAUAUUUCGCACUCUUUAUACUCAUUGUCACGUUAUUUGCAAGCAAAAAUGCAGAAGAGUUUCUUGUUGGGCGCAAUAAAACCAGGUACCGUGUGGAAGAGCUACCUGAGGACAAAUUCUUAGCUUUUAGCACACUUUCGGAUGUACCGCAUUUACGUGAAGCCGUUAAGAAUAUACUUGUUCCACGCGUUGUUGGCACACCUGGACACACUGCGGUGCGCAAGUAUAUCACAAAUAGUUUGCGUACGCUUAACUGGUCCGUUGAGUACGAUAAAUUCCAUGAGACAGUGCCUAUUUUGGGUAAAAUACAUUUCCACAAUAUCAUUGCAAAACUUAAUCCAGAUGCCGAACGCUACUUAGUGCUUGCAUGUCACUAUGACAGUAAGUACUUUGAAGACUUUGAAUUUCUUGGUGCAACGGAUUCUGCUGUACCAUGCGCAAUGCUACUUAAUAUAGCACACGUAUUACAAACGCAACUUGAGCCAUUCCGACAAUCGAAACUUAGCUUAAUGUUUAUUUUCUUUGACGGUGAAGAAGCUAUCAAGGAAUGGGGACCACAUGAUUCAAUUUAUGGUGCACGGCAUUUAGCUAAGCGUUGGCAAGAAGACGGAACAAUAAACUCUUUAGAUAUGUUGGUACUUUUAGAUUUAAUUGGUUCGGCUGAUCCCGCUUUUUAUAAUUUCUUUGCCAACACGGAAGCCUGGUAUUCGCGUUUAGUUUUAUUGGAAGAACGUCUCUCAAAUAUUAAUAUGUUGGAUCGUUACAUAAGUAAUGGUGUGUCUCGCCAAUAUCCAAAUCGUUACUUUCAACCAAACACGUUGCGUUCGUCAUUUGUUGAAGACGAUCAUAUACCAUUUUUGAAGCGCGACGUGCCCAUAUUGCACCUGAUAACGAUACCAUUUCCAACCGUUUGGCACACAAUACAUGACAACGAGUCGAUAAUUGAUUACACUGCCACGGAAAAUAUAUUACGCAUUAUCCGCUUAUUUGUGGUGGAAUACUUGCUAAACGCGAUUAAGGAUAAGUGAGAUAUAUACAGACGAUAGCGGUACGACGCAACGGGAAUGUGCAGUGUAAUAUAUAAAAUUAGUACCAGUAAUCAAUGUGAUAGGCUUUCUUACCGUUUAAAUGUAACACUAUUAUCUAUCUAAUUAAAAUCCAAAAGUUUAUGGAAAACAACUAUAAUAAUUAUACACAUGUGUAUGUA